Lycium ferocissimum is the source of this 1092-nucleotide messenger RNA. RefSeq lists its product as uncharacterized. The transcript is spliced from 5 exons. The record is from RefSeq and is a predicted model, not a curated record. Lineage: Eukaryota; Viridiplantae; Streptophyta; Magnoliopsida; Solanales; Solanaceae. Bases 1 to 1092 code for a protein of 363 amino acids.
AUGGGCUUUAAAGAUGAUUGUAGUGUGAAUUGGGAAAUGGUUUUCAUAAAACAGAUACUGGUUUUAGAAAAUUUCUGGAAAGUUACUGGUUUUAGUAAAUUACUGGAAAAAAUGGGAGACCAAACUCUAAAUCUAAAUGCUAUUGCUACUGCCACACCAACCCCCGCGGUUGGCUUUAUAAGCAAUGUUGCCUCCUCCAGUCGUACUGCCCCAGCACCGACUCCGGCAGAAGCCCGAAAAUACAUUAACGAAGAAGUUCCGGUUCUAUCCAAAUCAACUCCUGAAAAUGAACGUUCCAGUAAGAUUGAGGCUUGGAAGCACUCCGAUUUUUUGUGUAAGAUCUAUAUACUUAGCGGACUGGAGGAUGAUCUUUUCAACAUCUAUAGUAAUGUGGGAACUUCGAAAGAACUAUGGGAUGCGUUGGUAAAGAAACAUAAAACUGAGGAUGUCGGAUUGAAAAAGUUUAUAGCCGCCAAGUUCUUGGACUACAAAAUGGUAGACAACAAGUCUGUUGUUACUCAAGUUCAAGAGUUACAGUGGCGUGUUUCAAGUUGUGGUAGUAGAGAAGUUGUCUUCUUUAUGGAAGGACUUCAAAAAUUACUUGAAACACAAACGAAAGGAGAUGACGCGGGACAUCCUAUCAUUCGGUUGAGAAUCGAGGAAGAUAACAAGGCGGCAGAAAAGAAGGCUAAUGAGAGAUUAGCAAUAGGGGGAGCACCUAUUGUUGAAAUUUCUCCAACGAAUCCGAAAAAGAGGAAAAAUGCUUCAGGACCAAAGAACUAUCCCAUCAAGAAGAAAUUCAAGGGAAACUACCACAAUUGUGGGAAAAGUGGACACAAAAAUGCAGAUUGUCGAGCUCCGAAGAAGGAAAAGAAAAAGGGUCAAGCAAAUAUGGUUGAAAUAAAUGAAGACAUUGAUGACUUGUGCGCUAUGCUGUCUGAGUGCAAUUUAAUGGAAAAUCCUAAAAAGUGGUGGAUUGACUCUAGAGCCACUUGUCAUAUUUGUGCAGUUAGAGAAGAAUUUGCUUUAUAUGCUCCCUCCGAACUCGAUGAGACCAUAUUUAUGGGAAAUUCUACAACGUACCAAGAUUGA